GUGAUGGCUGUCAAUAAUUCUCGCUGGUGAGUAAUAUUUGACUCAUUUUUUGGACUUUCCCAGCAGUGGGCAGCCGCAUCAGUACUGUCUGUCGCACUUUGAUGUGUGAGUGUGAGUGUGAGAUGUAUAUAGCAAGUAAGUGGUAGUGAGUCUUGGUGGUGCAUCCAUCAAGCAGCUGACAGGGAUGGACCACAGUAGUAUCUAUAACAACAAGUCAUAUAAACAGAAAAAAAAGGGAAAGCCUCCACCGCCUCCUGGCUCAGAAUCGGACCAGAGUAUCGACACCAACAGCCUAUCUGCCGAAUCUCAAGAUGCAGGUCGAUCCCCUAAUAGCUCCCACAAGACAAGAAGCAAGAAAGGUGAAUGGGAAAUUCUUGAGGGUCUCAAAGAAGGACAGAGGUUUGACCUGGUCCCACGAAAAUUUGAAGGCUUCCUACUUAAACGUCGCAAGUGGCCUCUCAAAGGAUGGCACAAGAGAUAUUUUGUGCUGGAUAAGAGUAUCCUGACUUAUGCCAAGUCUGUAGCUGACUUGGUACGAGGGAAGAUUCUCGGCAGGAUGGACAUUGGAAUGUCUGUGAUCUCGACGAAGGCUCGGCGGCGGCGCAUUGACAUUGAUGCCGAUACUCUCAUUUUCCAUCUCAAGUGUAAAUCACGAGAGGUAUAUCUGCAGUGGGUUGAGCAGCUUAAACAACAUCGACUCCACAAGCAACAUCAAAUACUGUACAGUAAAGACCAGACUAAGCUUACAUCACCCACCUCACCCUCUGAUGACUCACCUACAGAUCCGCUUGUGCCAGGCAGUCGAAGUUCCUUACCCAGAUCUCUACCUGGGUCACAUUCUGGCACUAUUGGUCGGGAAGGGAAGUCCAACACAGGGACCACAUUGACUGGAGCUGCUGCAGGUGCUGGAACACUGCGAUCAUGGCUGAUGGACAGCUCUGGGCUCGACCAACUAACUAAAGAAAUCACCACAACGCAACACCACGUCCAGCAGUUGGCCCGUCUUCUUGACUCCAUUGAACACCAAGACGAUAUUAGUCAUGGAGAACCUACAACACCAUCAACAAAAUCAAGAAGAAAAUUUCGUUUGCGCAAACACAAAUCUAAUAAAUCAACGAGUGGGGAGAUAACCAUCAGCACGAGUCCUGGGAAAGGUGCCCCUGAUCAAAUUGAUGCUGUCGUACCUUCACUGCAGGUGGAUGGUAAUCUAUGUGAGCUGCGACCACUGAGCAGCAGUAACCCAACCCUGGCGCUGCAUAGUGCUUGUUGGCAUCCAUCUGCCUCUCGUCCCCAUAGCUACUCUGAUGCUUCCACUGCUAUUCUGGGAGGGGUUCAACCUCCCAAUACCCCAUCACCAACUUCACAGAGUCAGCAUCAAGCAACCAAUCCCCCCACCAUCACAUUGUCUAUGGAGAGCACUUCUCGGGAAGAUUUUACUAUACUGGCUAAGGAAGUUGUUAGUCAGGUUGGGCAAGUUCUACGCGGUAUCCAGACUGAGAGAGAAAAGCUCCGUCAAGCUCUCGAGUCUGAAACUAAUCUUCUAGCAUCUCAUAACACCACAACAAUUAUUGCUGCACUAAGAAACUCUCUUAAUCAGGCCUUGCAACAAAAUGCAGAACUGAGAGGUCGCUUGGCCAGGAUUCACGCCGACUCUGACUUGUCCGAUAUCUCAGUGCCGCCAUCAAUGUCCGAACUUCUCCACAAAUCACUGCAUACAUCCCUGUCGUACGAAAGCAGCUCGUGCUUUAGUGCCUCAGAGUACUUUGAUGCUGCCGAUGCCUUUAGUGAUGCUGGAGCGACAGACACCAGCUCUGAGGCCUCCUCAGAUAACAGCUCCUUCACCAGUGAUGCAAGCGAUGCUGGGACUGAUGCUCAUCCUAGUGUGGCUGACAGUGAGGACGUCACAGCAGAAAUUGAAGAAGACGGCAAGUGUUUCACGGGCCGCAGAACACGUCUUCCCGCCCCCAAGCCUCUCACCGAAGACUUCUCUGUCUGGAACUUUUUAUACAAAAAUAUUGGCAAGGAUUUAUCCAAAGUGUGUAUGCCAGUUACUUUAAAUGAACCUCUCAAUAUGCUACAAAGGAUGUGUGAAGAACUGGAAUACAGUGAACUGUUAGACAAAGCUGCAGGUUUGGAAGAUGCCGGAGACCGCAUGGUUCAAGUAGCAACCUUUGCAGUCUCCUCGUAUGCUUCAUCAAUAUACCGUGCGGCUCAUAAACCCUUUAAUCCUCUACUUGGAGAGACCUAUGAGUGCAUCAGAGAGGAUAAAGGCUUCAGAUUUGUGGCUGAACAGGUAAGCCAUCACCCUCCAGUCAGUGCUUGCUAUGCUAAAAGUCACAACUUCACGUUCUGGCAAGACAUUCGCAUCAAGACCAAGUUCUGGGGCAGGUCUCUGGAAUUCCAACCAACUGGUAAAGUUCACUUGAUAUUAGGUGAAGCGAUAGAUACAGGUAUGGAGGACCAUUACGAGUGGAACAAGGUCACAACAUGUGUUCAUAACUUAUUCGGUGGAGGCCAGAGAUGGGUUGACCAGUACGGAGAGAUGAUCAUCAAGAACACUAACAAUGGUCUUGUCUGCAAGCUCUCAUUUGUCAGAGCUAGUUCAUGGUCAGCAAAGCGUCACGAAGUCUUCGGCACUGUCACAGAUGUCGAUGGACACGUUAUACACAACCUGUUUGGAAAAUGGACUGAGGCUCUUUACUGUGGACAUGCACCUUCGGCACGUGUGGUAUGGCGCCCAGGAAGCAUGCCAGAAGAUUAUCAUCUCUACUAUGGGUUCACUCGGUUUGCAAUGGAGCUGAAUGAGUUAGACGAUGAUCAAUCUAAAUAUCUACCUCCUACAGACACUAGAUUUAGACCUGAUCAAAGGUUACUGGAGGAAGGUAACAUGUCCGCAGCCGAGGUUAUGAAAACUCAGCUCGAGCAACAACAACGGGAGAGACGCAAAAAUCGUGAAGAAACAGGUGUUGAACAUGUACCUAUGUGGUUUAGACGUGAAAUGGAUUUUAGCAAAGAAGAGUCAUGGGUAUUUACCGGUGAGUAUUGGAACAAACGCAAGGAACCAGGAUUUAUUAACAUGACAUUCGAGAAACUAUGGUAGUAAGUAACUGAAAAAUUUAAUUAUUUUUUGACGUAUGAAGUUAUGUAUAUUUAUAUUUUAUCUGCUGGUAGAAGACCAGAAAAAUAAAAAAGAUAUAAAUCAGAAAUUUAGCAAUAUCAGACAUUAAUGCAGUAAUUCUGAAGCAUUGUGUAGUCUUAGCAAGCGCACCUUGCAUAUAAUAAUACAGUGGACCCCCGGUUAACGAUAUUUUUUCACUCCAUAAGUAUGUUCAGGUGCCAGUACUGACCGAAUUUGUUCCCAUAAGGAAUAUUGUGAAGUAGAUUAUUCCUUUCAGACCCCCAAACAUACACGAACAAACGCACUUACAUAAAUACACUUACAUAAUUGGACGCAUUUGGAGGUAAUCGUUAUGCGGGGGUCCACUGUAAUUAUAUUCAAGAGUGACAGUAGAAUCAUCUGAAUCAUAAGAAUGACAGUAUGAUAAAAGAGAGAGUAUAAUCAUCAGGAUGGUAAGAGUGACAGUAUGAUAAAAGAGAGAGUAUAAUCAUCAGGAUGGUAAGAGUGACAGUAUGAUUUGUAUAUUGCAUAUCAAAAAUUACUAUUUUCAAGAAAUGUAUGAUCCGUGGUACUUUACACUAUCACUUAAGUGUAACUGCACACAUUUCUAUCCUCUUAUUGAUUCAGAAUUUGAGUAUAUUCAUGAUCAUACACACUAGAAAAGUGAUGUGCUUUCAGCUGAGACUUACAAGUAUGACAGAUUCCAGACUCUUACCAGACACUGGUAUCCUGUUUAUGCAACUAUAGUAUAUUAUUGAAACUCUGGUGAUUCUUGUGACUUACAGAAGUCUUUGAUGCAGAAGCAAUAUACAGGAGUGCCCCGCACUUUUUUUCAGUGUUCUACGUUUUUGUUGGCUUUUAAUUGAGCCAUUGUUCCAUCUGCCAGUGCCUAUUGCCAGCGGUGGAACCUAAUGAACAAUGGCUUAAUUUGAAAUCGACGAAAACAUGGAACACCGAAGAGGUGGUGGUGUGUAUGUGAGGCCCUCCUGAGAAUUAACUCUGUACCCUGUUUUAGGGAUUACAGUAUUCUUGACUGAUGGUGUACACAUGACACUCAGCCUUAAUGACCCUUGUUCAGUCAGUAGGCUUUAAACCUAACAGUUCCUGGAGACAAACACUUGUAAUGUGAGUUUUUACGUCUGUUGCGAGAAUUUUGUCUCCAAACACGUACCUCUUUCGUACCAUAUAUUAUGCAAAUAUGGCGAACAAGCGAUAUGAGAUGCAAAACAACCAAGGGGAGAGCUGAAUGAUAGCUCUGGUCCUUUCAUGUUGCAAUCCACACAUCAGGAGCUUGCAAUGAUGCAGAAAAGAGGAGGAGGAGGUCCAAGCAAAUACGCCCUUGCUGGAGCUAGGGCAUUCCUUGUGACUGUAUUUUCUUGGGCCACCACCCCUUUUCUGCACUGCAUACCCCUGAUGUGUUGAUUGCAACACGAAAGGCCUAGAGCUAUCGUUCAUCUUCCCCCAUGGUUGUUUUUCAUACUAUACAUUAUCUGAUACAUCACAGUGCUCUGUAUAUUUAGCAUUCACUACACUUUUGAGUAAACAAAAUACAGUAGUUUCUAUACUUUUCAUGUUAUUGAAUUCCUGACUGUUUUCCUCAUAGACACCUGUGUUAUAAUCAGAGAUGCAUUCCUAAGCAAUAAUAUUUUGCAUCUGAUCUCACUUGAUUUUACCAUAGAUAUUUGUCCAGUAUUUUGCAUUUAGUACUGCUGCUUCUUACUAAUGUUAAAUAUUGUUUAAAUAAUGUAUACAUGUGGGGGUAAGUGUAUACAUGUUAAAGAGUGCUACAAUACAAUAGUAUACAGUAAAGUAUACACCAGUCUGGUAUACAGAUCAGUAUAGAGUAUAGUAUUUACCUUGAAUGCUGAUGGUGUUUGGCUCGCUGGAAUUGAUGUUUCUUGCUAAUCUGAAUCAGUUAAGAGAAGUAGAGGAUGAUGGAAUUAGUUGGGAGAAUCUGGGUAUUUUUCAGCAGUUGUGGCAACUUGGAAGUUCAUGUGACUGGGAUUACUGUGGAGCUUAAGUAAUUUUAUGUGACUGGGAUUAUUGUGGAGCUUAAGUAAGUUUAUGUGACUGGGAUUAUUGUGGAGCUUAAGUAAGUUUAUGUGACUGGGAUUAUUGUGGAGCUUAAGUAAGUUGAUGGCACUGAUGAUUUGCUCAGAAAUAUCUAUAGCAUUUUGUUCAGUUUUGUUGACUUUUACUGUAACAUAUUGGACAGUUCCUUCUGUCAACACACCGGCCGCAUCCCACCGAGGCAGGGUGGACCACCGAGGCGGGGUGGACCACCGAGGCGGGGUGGACCACCGAGGCGGGGUGGACCACCGAGGCAGGGUGGACCA
Messenger RNA from Cherax quadricarinatus, 5454 nucleotides. NCBI's taxonomy places the organism in Eukaryota, Metazoa, Arthropoda, Malacostraca, Decapoda, Parastacidae. The record is from RefSeq and is a predicted model, not a curated record.